Molecule: messenger RNA, 1410 nt
Organism: Aspergillus bombycis
Lineage: Eukaryota; Fungi; Ascomycota; Eurotiomycetes; Eurotiales; Aspergillaceae
Exons: 5
Coding region: 1-1410 (469 amino acids)
Biological process (GO): cholesterol biosynthetic process; brassinosteroid biosynthetic process
Cellular component (GO): endoplasmic reticulum membrane
Molecular function (GO): 7-dehydrocholesterol reductase activity
Source: RefSeq, a predicted model, not a curated record
AUGGCCGCUGCGCAGCUCAUUGACGGGCUGUCCAGUUUGGGAUCCGGAAAAGGCCAAAUUCAGAAAGCAGCGAGAGUCCAUGUCGCGAUAACUCCAAAGGCUCUCUGGGGGAGGCGAGCCAAUGUGUCGUGGGUUUCCAGCCUCCCGAGUAUGGGGUUGAUGGUCGCUGCGCCUCUUCUCGUGCUCUUGAUUUCUGUAGCGCUCACCCACUAUGAUGGCUCAAUUACGAAGGUGCUCGGUGACGUUUAUUCUCAUGGCGCCCUGCCGCUUCUCACGCGAUAUUGCCCAACUGUGACCACGCAGGGUAUCAAAGCUUACAUCUCCUGGCUGGUCUUUCAAGCAUUCCUAUACCAAGCCCUCCCGGGGAGGAUUGUGUCCGGCCCUCCCACUCCCGGGGGAUAUUCGUUGCCAUACAAGGUCAAUGGCCUAUGGUCCUGGCUGGCAACCCUAGUUGUAUUUAUUGGCCUUGUUAGGGCUGGAAAGCUGGACCCUACAUUUGUCGCAGUGCACCAGGGUGAACUGAUUAUUAUUGCGAAUAUCUACGGAUUUUUGAUCACGGCUGCGUCGGUUGUAAAGUCCCAUUUAUUCACCCCGAACACGAGGGAUGUUCGAUUUAGCGGAUCCAUAAUCCACGAUUUCCUAUCUGGAGUGGAACUGAAUCCCCGCCUGGGCAAGCACUGGGAUUUAAAGCUGUUCCAGAUUGGACGCGUUGGGAUGAAUAGCUGGGUGCUUGUUGAUCUGUCCUUUGCUGCUUUGCAGUACCAGAAAUUUGGCUACCUCACAAACUCGAUGGUAGUUGUGGUUUUGCUGCAUGCCUUGUAUGUGGUAGACUUCUUCGUUAAUGAAGACUGGUACCUAAGUACGAUAGAUAUUGCCCUGGAUCACUUCGGCUUCAACCUGGCAUGGGGUUCCGCUGUGUGGUUGCCAGUGAUUUACACCACGCAAGCACACUACUUGGCGUAUCACCCAGUCCAGCUGUCCGGGCUGCAAUGCACACUACUUUUAGCAGCUGGAAUUGCAGGUUAUGUGAUAUUCCGAUCUGCAAAUCAUCAAAAGUAUCGCACCCGCCAGUCAAACGGAACCAGCUUGAUCUGGGGCCGAAAGCCUUCCGUCAUUCAAGCAACCUACCAAACCGCCGAUGGUUCGUCACAUCCAUCUAUGCUUCUCUACUCCGGCUGGUGGGGAUGGGUCCGCCAUCCAAACUACAUCGGCGAUUUGAUUUUCUCGUUCUGCACUUGUGCGGGCUGUGGCUUUGCACAUAUCAUCCCCUGGACGUAUUUCUGCUUUAUGGCGAGUCUACUGAUCCAUCGGUCGUUGAGAGAUGACGCCCGUUGCUCCUCGAAGUAUGGCGACCGAUGGACUAUGUACUGUGAGAUUGUGCCGUGGAGGCUGAUUCCGGGGCUCUUCUGA